This is a messenger RNA of Populus nigra (black poplar), 1632 nucleotides long. Its product is annotated as telomere repeat-binding factor 1. Gene Ontology annotation, cellular component: nucleosome. Bases 343 to 1233 code for a protein of 296 amino acids. The transcript has 7 exons. Gene Ontology annotation, biological process: nucleosome assembly. Gene Ontology annotation, molecular function: double-stranded telomeric DNA binding. Lineage: Eukaryota; Viridiplantae; Streptophyta; Magnoliopsida; Malpighiales; Salicaceae. The record is from RefSeq and is a predicted model, not a curated record.
AGAAGCUACAGAAUGUUUUGAUAAAAAACAUAGAAAAACUCUCUUCUAUUCAGCAAGGAUAUUUCAGUCAUUUAAAAAAUCUUCCAACCGGUUUAGGGUUCGUUAGAUGAUAGCAUCGAUUCGUGGUCAUUAAUUCUCUACUAUUUCAAUACCGUCGCUCUGUUUUCGGAAUCCGAUUUCAAUUCUCAUUUCUGUGAUGCUGUUAAGCGGCGAUUUUCAAUAAGAAUUGAGAAUCUGUGUUCCUUUUCGGGUUUCUUUUGGAGAAUUAUAUUUUUGCUAGACUUCAAUGAUUUCUGUUGGUAAUUUUGGUGUGUCUGAGGAGUUUAUUUGUUGGUACGCUUGAUGGGUGCACCGAAACAGAAAUGGACAGCAGAAGAAGAAGCAGCGCUAAAAGCUGGAGUUAUUAAGCAUGGAGCUGGAAAAUGGCGCACGAUUCUUAAAGAUCCAGAAUUUAGUGGCGUCUUGUAUCUGCGUUCGAAUGUGGAUCUUAAGGACAAAUGGAGAAACAUAAGUGUAAUGGUAAAUGGCUAUGGAUCAAGAGAGAAGCCUAAGUUAGCACCUAAGAUGGUGCACCAUGUCCUAAGACAGGAUGAGAACCCUAUGGCUGUUGGUCAAACCGAUGAAGAUAUUUCAGAUGCCAAGCCUUUUGCAGUUAGCAGUGGUGCAUUGCUGGUUGCUAAUCCAAAGAGAACUACUGUAAGGCUGGAUAAUCUUAUAAUGGAGGCAAUAACUAGCUUGAAGGAGCCUGGGGGCUCACAUAAGACAGCAAUUGCUUCAUACAUUGAGGAACAAUAUUGGCCACCAAAUGACUUUAAGAGGAUAUUAUCAGCGAAAUUGAAGUAUUUGGCAGCUAAUGGUAAACUGAUUAAGGUUAAACGGAAGUAUAGAAUUGCACCUACUUCAGUGUUUGCAGAGAGAAGAAGGGUUCCUCCCUUACUAUUGGAAGGAAGACAGAGGAUCUCUCCUAAAAUUGAAAGGGAUGGUUUCAAUAUGUUUACAAUGUCUCAGAUUGAUUUGGAUCUGGGCAGGAUGAGGACUAUGACUGCAGAACAGGCUGCUGAGGUAGCAGCUCGAGCAGUUGCGGAGGCAGAAGCUGCCAUAGCAGUAGCUGAAGAGGCAACAAGGGAGGCCGAGACAGCAGAAGCUGACGCAGAGGCAGCACAAGCAUUUGCUGAAACAGCUAGGAAGACACUGAAAGGGAGGACCACCCCCAAGAUGACGAUUCGAUCUUGAUGGAAAUCUUUGAAAAGGUCAACGGAGAGCUUGAUGGACACUGAGAUCCACACUAGUCUGCUGACACUGUUUUCUGUAAAUAUUUAAAGGCCGAUUUGGAGGAUCUAUGCUGCUUUGACCUGUACUGGAUCCUGGUAGUUUGUUAGAUUGCAAAGGCAGCUCACUCUGGGGAAAAUUUUGAAUCAGAAUUUGUCAAUUUCAUUUCCUCAGUUUCUACUUUUUUGUCAAUAUCUACUACCAGUAGGAUUGUUGAAAAAUACAUAACAGGAGCAUUUACAGUGUAUGAAAAUGAGGCAGUGGGAUUUGGACCAGGAGAGAUUGUUUUUUUACUUUAGUCCUCUCCAUGCUUGUAUUAAAUUGAUCAAUGAUGUGAGUAAAUAAUGUAGAUGUUUUUGGCCA